CCUCUGCCCUGCUGCCCCUCUGCCUCUCCUCCCUCUCUGCCCCUUCUGCCCCUCUGCCCCUCUGCCCCGCGGCCAUGGGUCAGGAUUACUACGCGGACCUGGAGGUGACCAGGAAUGCGCAGGACGUGGAGAUCAAGAGGGCAUACCGGAGACUGGCCCUGAAGUACCACCCGCACAGGAACAAGGAGUCCGGGGCCGCCGACAAGUUCCGGCAGGUGGCCGAGGCCUACGACGUGCUGAGCGACCCCCUGAAGAAAGGGAUCUACGACAAGUUUGGCGAGGACGGCCUGAAGGGAGGGAUCCCUCCGGAGUUCGGGAGCGAGGCCGUGUGGACGGAAGGUUACGUGUUCCACGGCAACGCGGAGAAAGUCUUCCGGGGAUUCUUCGGGGGAGACAACCCUUUCAGCGAAUUCUUUUCUUCCGACGGCUCCGAGGUGAACGUGAGCUUCGGGGGGCUGCGAGGCCGUGGGGUGAAGAAGCAGGACCCCCCCAUCGAGCGAGACCUGUACCUCUCUCUGGAGGACCUGUUCUACGGAUGCACCAAGAAGAUCAAGAUCUCCCGUAGGGUGAUGAAUGACGACAGAUGCUCGUCCACCAUCAGAGACAAGAUUUUGACGAUCGACGUGCAGCCAGGCUGGAGGCAGGGCACCCGCAUCACUUUUGAGAAAGAAGGAGACCAGGGCCCUAACGUCAUCCCAGCCGACAUCAUCUUCGUCGUGAAGGAGAAGCUGCACCCGCGUUUCCGGCGCGAAGACGACAACCUGCUGUUCGUGAGCGACAUCCCCUUGGGGAAGGCUCUGAUUGGCUGCACGGUGGAGGUGAAAACCUUGGAUGACCGUUUGCUCAACAUCCCCAUCAACGAUAUCGUGCACCCCAAGUACGUCAAGCUGGUCCCCGGGGAGGGGAUGCCCCUGGCGUCGGAUCCCGCCAAGAGAGGAGACCUGUACAUUUUCUUCGACAUCCGCUUCCCCAGUCGCCUCACCCCGGCCAAGAAGCAGCUGCUGCGGCAGGCACUGCCCACUUGAGCAGGGAGGAAGGGGAUGGUCCCGUGAGCCCACCCCCGCCCUCCCGCACGCGGCUCCCCCCGGGCCGUGGAGGCCGCGCACCGGACGCCUCCCGUACGAUAAAAUUUCCUCUCCGUUCAUCGCCA
This is a messenger RNA of Ornithorhynchus anatinus (platypus), 1150 nucleotides long. It is a transcript of the gene DNAJB13, whose product is annotated as DnaJ heat shock protein family (Hsp40) member B13. NCBI's taxonomy places the organism in Eukaryota, Metazoa, Chordata, Mammalia, Monotremata, Ornithorhynchidae. The record is from RefSeq and is a predicted model, not a curated record. The transcript has 8 exons. Gene Ontology annotation, molecular function: protein-folding chaperone binding. Gene Ontology annotation, cellular component: cytosol. The coding region runs from base 75 to 1025 and encodes 316 amino acids.